GGAGGUAUGUGUGGGCAGCCCCCUCCCUGAUGCCAACCCACGGCGGGUGGGCUGAGGGGGCCGUAGGCCUGGCGGCUCUCCCAGCGCGCCUGCCGGUCAGGGUUUCGGGGUCCUGCGGGCCGACGCUGCCACGGCCCCUUCCAGCCAGUCCCAGCGGGGCCGCGCCCGCAGCGGGAAGAAGGCUUCCCGGGCGCGCAGCCGCCGGGCGCCCUCCCCGGUCACCGCCGGCUAAUCCCCCGCCGCCCGGAGGAGGCGCUCCCCGCGCCGCCCGGCGAGCAGGGGCAGGCGGCAGCGGCCCUCCGGCGCCCCGCUGCGCGCUAGGACCCGGCGGGCCCCGGCCGCGGCCUCGCCGGGCGCCCGCUGCCGGCGUACGCGGGCCGGGAGGGGAGGCCGGCGGAGGCCUGCCCCGGCGCCCCCUUUCCUUUCCUUCCCUUCCCUUCCCUUCCCCGCGCCGGGAUGCGCUCGGAGGCGGCGGCGCAGCCGGGCGGCCUAGAGAGGUUCGUCAGCGCCGGCAAGGGCCGGGGGCUGCGGGCGCGGCGGCGCUACACCGUGGGGGAGCUGCUCUUCAGCUGCCCGGCCUACACCGCCGUCCUGACCGUCAGCGAGCGCGGCAGCCACUGCGACGGCUGCUUCGCCAGAAGGAAGACUGGCCAAUGCACAAGCUAGAGUGUUCUGCCAUGUGUGCUUUUGGGCAGAACUGGAAUCCCUCAGAGACUGUGAGGCUAACGGCGAGGAUCCUUGCCAAACAGAGAACUCACCCUGAAAGAACACAGUCGGAGAAGCUGCUUGCUGUAAAAGAGUUUGAAUCACACCUUGACAAACUAGACAAUGAAAAGAGAGAGCUGAUUCAGAACGACAUUGCUGCUCUUCAUCACUUUUACUCAAAGCACUUGGAGUACCCUGACAAUGCUGCCCUUGUAGUUCUCUUUGCACAAGUUAACUGUAAUGGCUUCACAAUUGAAGAUGAAGAACUCUCUCAUUUGGGAUCAGCCAUAUUUCCUGACGUUGCAUUGAUGAACCAUAGCUGUUGCCCAAAUGUGAUUGUAACUUACAAGGGGACCUUGGCUGAAGUCAGAGCUGUUAAAGAGAUUGAACCUGGAGAAGAGGUUUUUACCAGCUAUAUUGACCUGUUGUAUCCCACAGAAGACAGAAAUGACCGGUUAAGAGACUCAUAUUUCUUCAAUUGUGAUUGCAGGGAGUGCAUUACAAAAGAAAAGGAUAAAGAGAAACUGGAAAUUCGCAAGCUGAGUGAUCCUCCAUCAGCAGAGACGGUACGGGACAUGAUCAAAUAUGCCAGGAACGUGAUUGAGGAAUUCAGGCGAGCCAAACACUACAAAUCUCCUAGUGAAUUACUGGAGAUCUGUGAACUCAGCCUGGACAAGAUGGGUGCAGUGUUUGAGGACAGUAAUGUUUAUAUGUUACAUAUGAUGUACCAGGCCAUGGGUGUCUGUCUCUAUGUGCAGGACUGGGAAGGUGCGCUACGUUAUGGACAAAAAAUUAUCAGACCAUACAGUAAACAUUAUCCCUCCUACUCGCUGAAUGUUGCCUCCAUGUGGCUGAAAUUAGGGAGACUGUAUAUGGCACUGGAGAACAGAACGGCUGGAGUUAAAGCACUGAAGAGGGCAAUUGCUAUCAUGGAAGUAGCACACGGGAAAGAUCAUCCAUACAUUUCAGAGAUCAAAAAGGAAUUAGAGGACCACUGAGCCUUUGAAUCUAUGCAAUCCUUCAAACCUUUAUUUAAAAAGCCUUGCUAUGGAAAUCUUCAGGAGUGCUUUGAAAAGUGGUAGAGUAUGAACACAGUUCUGUCCUAUAAUUGGAAUGACAAACACACUUAGGCCUUGCAAAAUGUUCCUAGCUUCCACACAUCUACACUUGCCUUUUUCUUUUUUAUCUUUUUUUUUUUUUUUUUUAAGGAAGCAUUGGUGGUUUCUUAAAGGUUAUGGCUUUUGACAGCUCAUGUGCAAAAAUCGUCAUUUUUUUUCUUUAUGGAUUUUCCUGUGUAUUUGUGUAAAGUAAAUAAAGUGGUCUUGACCCCCUCUUGA
This is a messenger RNA of Harpia harpyja (harpy eagle), 2042 nucleotides long. It is a transcript of the gene SMYD2, whose product is annotated as SET and MYND domain containing 2. Gene Ontology annotation, molecular function: protein binding; histone methyltransferase activity; protein-lysine N-methyltransferase activity. NCBI's taxonomy places the organism in Eukaryota, Metazoa, Chordata, Aves, Accipitriformes, Accipitridae. The record is from RefSeq and is a predicted model, not a curated record. The transcript is spliced from 11 exons. Bases 30 to 1703 code for a protein of 557 amino acids. Gene Ontology annotation, cellular component: nucleus.